AUGGCUGCCGCACCGACGUUCCUCUGCUUCCUCACCAUCCUCCUCGCCAUUUCCACCUCCCCGUCCCUCUCCCGCACUCUACCACCUCCCUCCGCAACAUCCCUCGACGUCUCCGCCUCCCUCCACCGAGCUCACCACAUCCUCUCCUUCGACCCUCAAUCAACCACCACCUUCACCGAGCUAGAAUCCGAAGAACAAGCUUCUUCUUCUUCUUCUUCUUCCCCCUUCCAGCUCAACUCCUCCUCCCCAUUCUCCCUCGACCUCCUCUCCCGACAAUCCGUCCUCAGAUCCAGCCACCCGGACUACAAAUCCCUCACCGCCGCCAGGCUCCGCCGCGACUCCGCCCGCGUCCAGUCCAUCUCCGCCAAGCUCCUCCUCUCCCUCUCCGACUCCGACCUCACUCCCCUCCUCGAUUCCGACUCCGACCAUUUCCUCUCGCAGUCCGAUUUAUCGACUCCGGUCACAUCCGGGUCGAACCAGGGCAGCGGGGAGUACUUCUCCCGGGUCGGGCUCGGCACCCCGACCCGGUCCUUCUACAUGGUCCUCGACACCGGCAGCGACGUCAAUUGGCUCCAGUGCGACCCGUGCGCCGAUUGCUACCAGCAAACCGACCCGAUCUUCAACCCGUCUUCCUCCUCCUCUUACUCCCCGCUCUCCUGCAGCUCCCCUGAGUGCGCCGCCUUGGACGUCUCCAGCUGCAGAUCCGACCAGUGCCUCUACCAGGUCAAUUACGGCGACGGAUCCUUCACCUUCGGCGACUUCGUCACCGAGACUCUCUCCCUCGGCAGAUCCGGAUCCGCGUCGAAGAUCGCCCUCGGGUGCGGCCACGACAACGAAGGCCUCUUCGUCGGCGCCGCCGGCCUCCUCGGCCUCGGCGGCGGGCCGCUCUCCCUCACCUCCCAGAUCCGAGCCUCCUCCUUCUCCUACUGCUUGGUCAACCGCGAUUCAACCUCUUCCUCUACUCUGGAUUUCAAUUCCGCCUUCCCCGCCGACUCCGUGACGGCGAAUCUGAUGAAGAGCAGGAAGGUCGACACGUUCUACUACGUCGCGCUGAGCGGGAUGAGCGUCGGCGGGGAGCUGCUCUCGAUCCCGGCAUCGGUCUUCGAGCUCGACGAGGCCGGGAACGGCGGCGUCAUCGUCGACUGCGGCACCGCCAUCACGCGCCUCCAGACGCAGGCCUAUACGUCGCUCCGCGACGCGUUCGUGCGGCUGACGCCGCACAUGAGGUCGGCGAGCGGGGUCGCGCUGUUCGACACGUGCUACGAUCUGUCCGGGAUGUCGAGCGUGAAGGUGCCGACGGUGGCGUUCCACUUCGGCGGCGGGAAGUCGUGGUCGCUGCCGGCGUCGAAUUACUUGAUUCCGGUGGACGGGGAGGGGACGUUCUGCUUCGCGUUCGCUCCUACGACGUCGUCUCUGUCGAUCAUUGGGAACGUGCAGCAGCAAGGGACGCGCGUCAGCUUCGACCUGGCGAACAGUCGCGUGGGCUUCUCCACCAAUAAAUGUUAG
Messenger RNA from Linum tenue, 1506 nucleotides. The record is from the annotation of a GenBank genome assembly. NCBI's taxonomy places the organism in Eukaryota, Viridiplantae, Streptophyta, Magnoliopsida, Malpighiales, Linaceae.